GACAAAUCAGCUUUCCACUUCUUUUCUUGGUUCCCUGGCUAGUUACUACAUACUUUUACUACAUGACAUGGAUGCGCAAGCGAGCAGUUCCAAGGAUUCAGAAGAGUCUGCACAGAGUGACGAGCUGCCGUCAAUAGAGACUGUUUGUUCAGCAUUGAAGGUCUUUCUGCGUAUUCGACCUCGAGUUGGAGGGCGGACAUUCACAAACCCGGCAUUCCAACCUUGCGAUGACAAAACUGUGGAAUCCACAGCGGCAACUCUGGAACAUCAGCACCAAAAACGAUUUUGCUUCACAAAGGUGUUCCCAGAGGGCAGCAGUCAGCAGGAGUUGUUUGAGGAGGCUGUGCGAAAUCCUGUGGAUGCAUUCAUCGAUGGGUCUAAUGUGCUGCUCUUUGCAUAUGGGCCAACUGCCGGUGGAAAAACAUACACCAUGCAGGGCACUCCAGCUAACCCAGGAGUGGUGCCUCGUACACUGGACAGACUUUUCAAGGCACUUGGACCUCAGGUGUGUAAGGGGGCACCAGCCCGUCCUGAAUGCUUCAACGAUGUUGCCUUACUUAGCACAGAAGAGGAGGCCUCUGCAUUGCUGCUGAAAAACAAGUUGCUGGGUGAGAAGGGAGCUCGUGGUGCUGAAGAUUUCAACACCUUCAAUCUGCCCGCAAGUGACAGUGAUGGUCCGCUGACGCUGUCACGCGAUAGCAACUACAGCUACGGGGGCAGAGUGCAGGUGUUGAUUUGGCUUUCAUUUUAUGAAAUUUAUAACGAGGGCAUAUACGACUUGCUCCUCCCAUCGCUCGAGGCAGCCACAAAGAAGAAAAGGGGCCAGCGACGCCCCACUCUUAAGCUGGGCGAAGACCGGGCUAAACGCUCUUUUGUGCGUGGGGUCAUCGAAGUGCCAGUUCACUCUGCCGAUGAAGCGCAUCGUCUCCUCUGUCUGGCUUGCAAAAACCAGAGCAUUGCGGAGACUCAGCUGAACCACAGUUCGAGCCGCAGCCACUGCAUCUUCACUGUGCGGAUUGUGAAUUAUAAUGUAGACAGUCGUGACGGCAGAAAAAGCUGGCACGUCAAUACGUUGAUGCUGUGUGACUUGGCGGGUUCAGAAAGGGCCUCCAAAUCGGGCACUGAUGGGCAGCGGCUUCGUGAAGCUGGCCGCAUCAACACGUCUCUUUUGGUUCUCAGCCGCUGCCUGGAGGGCCUACGCAACAACCAGGACGCACCGAAAAAGGCCCCUGUGCCCUUCAGGGAAAGCAAGCUGACAAAGGUGAUGCAGGCCUACUUCACAACAGGUGGUCAAGUCUCGCUUAUCGUCAACAUCAGCCCAGCCUUGUCCAUGCUGGAGGAGUCAUUGAAUGCACUGAAGUUUUCGGCUGUUGCCAUUGAAGUCGUGCCACAGCGGCUGGAACUGCGGCGCACUCGCUGCAAGGAGGCAGCCCGCCGGCUGACCGAGCGUUGGAACCUAGGAAUGUUCAGUGCCACUCCAUUUCCACCUAUUCCAGACAUGGACGUGGCAGCAGCUGGAGUUUUGGAUGCAGGCGAGGCCGAGGAGCUCUUUGAGACCAUUGAGGCACAACGAAGGGAAAUAGAAGCACUUGAGCAGGAGCUCAAGGACACCCGAAGCCAACUUGCCUGGGAACGGAAAAUGGUUGCUGCACACAAAGCCGAAGUCGGUGACUACGAGGACAUCGUGAAAAGCUUGGAGAAGUCUCUGCACACCCAGCGUGAACGAUUAAAUUAUGAGAUGGCCGUCCGCAUUGAGAAUGCUUGUGAAAUCACACGGCUUCAGAUGAACAAAGAGUUGAAGGCUGAGCGAAACUCUGUUAUGGAACUUCUUGAAAGCCUUGAGAAAGCGAAUGACCGGAUCGCCGAACUUGAGAAGGCACUCACUGAACAGAGAACUGCUCAGGAUGACUCGACAACUGAAGAUGGCUGUGAGGAGUUGCAGCAUGUUGACAUCGCAGCAGUGGAAGCAAAGGAGGAAAAGCAGAGUCAACUGCAACAGGCUUUGAAGUCCACCGUUGAGCAUGUUGAAGAUGAGGGUGCCGACGAAAACUGCCCGCGCCGCUCAACGCGAAGUACUCUGCGUGCUAUUCGAGCCACGUGGUCGAUGGCCACAUCAGGAGCACCAUCCGAGCUAUCGGACAGCUUUGCCCACUUCAAGGCUCUGCGCCGCACCACAAGUUGUGUGAAGAAGUCAGUUUUGACCCCAGAUGAUGCACUGGAGGAGAAGCAGCAGCAGCAUGACCACCGUGCUGUCCUUGCUGAUGGCAACGCUGAAUCGUCACCACUUAAACGCCUCGCGACUUCGUAGCUGGCAGGCUGUCUGGGUGGCACGAGUGGCAGCAUUGCAGCAAACCAGCUCCGGCUGAUUCCUGCUGACUCGUGUCAUGGAGCUCCAUGAACACUUGGACAACUGUGUGGAGAAAGGCCAAGCAGUGACAUCAUGUUUUGAGUCACAUUAAAUUAGUUUUAGUUGACAUGCAUCCUAAUAUGCAUAUUGCAUAACACUUGUGAGGUAAUGGUGUGUACCUCUGGUUUUUAGUUGUGCUGAACAAAUCUUGCUAUGUGCGUGAUUAUAUGUUUGUUGCAUAACACUUUUAAUUGAAGGACAGUGCACACUGCUUCUUUUUAUACCCAUAGUUAAACAAGUUUUAACUGUAAUAUGAAUGUAAUGUAUAAUGUGCAAUACCUGUCAGAUUGCGAUUGGGCACUGUUCCCACAAGAGAACGGUAGCCGCUGGCAGUCUCCCUUUAAGCUAGGUAGAGCAUUGUUUACUUUAAGUAGUGUUGCAUAUUAGUAUACUUUCAUUGAACUCUUGAAGCUGUUUUUAGCAAUGUGUAACCCGAUAUUUUUCACAUUAGCCAGUUCUCAAUGGCUGUCACUGAAAAAAAGAAGUGUCUGUGUGUCAUUUUUAUGGGAAGUACAUGAUGUGGCACUGGCCAAAGUUCCUAGUCGUUCCUGCGCACUACUACAGUGUGUUGGUACACCAGUAAUUGUGAGUACUUUACACUGGUAGGCCAGUAUGCUAAUUAUGGCCGCUUGGUUUAUCUCCUUUCUUGUAGCUUCUCUCUUUAUUUUGUUUUAGCUUGACAAAUGGCCCUCGCAUAAUAUGCAUGAAAAGAAGAGUUGCAACUUCUUGUGUGUGGUUUCUGUUUCAAUUGUGCUAUAUUUUGAUCUCAAGUACCAACCAGAAGCAUGUUCAUAAUGGUUGUGCAGGGAUUUAUAUACACUGCUGCCUGUGCUACCCUCGUUUCUACUCUAUUCUUGGGCACUUUAUAUGUUCCAAGACGCUCUCGGUCUAACGAGGUUAGGUUUUCACUUGUGUGUACAUGGCGGCCAGUUGAUGGGUACAUUUGCAAGUUUUGGUAACUUUGGGAACAAAAAUGCUGUUCAAAGCCAAUACAAUUAUAUCCUAAGCCUGAAUAAAGUACUUAAACCUUUUUUCUGUGAUAUAGCAGUAGCAUGUGUUUAGAGAAAAGCUUGUGUCGACGGCAUUGUUGCAUACAGCUCCAGUGGCAGCUUUUCGAAAAAGUUGUGUGUUGAGAAUGUGUGUCAGUUUUUUAACUGCAAUGAAUAUCAAUGAACUACGAUGAUAUAUGUACAACGAAUUUCAACGAUACCUUGUUGUGUGCUCUUUACAGCGUAUGUAAACAGUGCAAGCGACCAGGAUGAAAGAGCUUUUUUCAAACCCGCUAUUGACUGUGUGCACUAUUGCACAUCUGUUCAUCCUAAAGCGGAUAAUCGGUAAACUAGGUUUUGGCAUAAUUCCUAUUUUUAUUGUCCGGAUCAAGAUUUGUUUUAACUUUUAUGAUGGGACCAUCUCUUUCUAAGUGCUUAUCCAGCAGUGAGAAAGAAAAAAAAUAUUUUGUGAGGGGACGAAUGCAUGUUGUUAAACUAGUUUCAUGACCUUGUAUUUCUCUCUGUGAACACAUUCGCAGCUGUAAAAGCUCAGGUAGAUAAUUGACAAUAGGUGUAAGCUUAUUUGCAUGCUUGCGAGCUUCUCAAGUGAUCAAUGAUCUAGUGAUGUUGAUUUGGCUCAUGACAAGCGCCUUUUUAUUGGUGCACUUGUGAUACUCUACAUUUUAAUUAUAUCUGCAGACAUAUUUGCACAUUUUUGUUGCGUUAUCAAAGGAUGGUCCACACAUCAAAAAAGCUAGGCAUUAUUGACACCUUUCUGAAACAGCCCUUGUUGGCUGGGUUGUAGUAAACCGAUUCCGAAAUAACAUGGUUACUGUGGAUUAAUGUUAUUUUCUGGGGUCUUACUAUUCAAAGCUACAGCAUGGUAAUGGGGCAUGAUUGGGUGGGAGACUUGUCGGCCAUGUUUUUUUCAAGAGUGCCAAAAGAGUGCUGGUGGCAUUUAAUAUUGAUCUGCAAGUUUCAGGUCUGAAUGUUUCACAAUUAUGUUUAAAGCCCAUUUGCUGGUGCGGUUUUAGUCAUUCUCAAUAUGUGAUGAAUACUUUUUUCUUGAGUGCACAUUAAAGAACAUCAGAUGGUUGAAAUUUCCGAAGCCCUCUCAUCGGCACCUCUCAUAAUUAUAUUGUGGUUUUGUGAUGUAAAACCCUAGGUAUUAUUAUUUAUUAUUGAAUUUAACCAUGUUGCAAACUUUUUAUUGUGCAUAUUCACCAUAGAAUACACUUCUGCUGCUCUUGUGCUCAGCUAGUGUAUUGUGUCAAGCGUUAUUCUUGAACUGUGAUACUUUUGUGCCAUCAUUGUUCACAUCAAAAUCAAAUAUAUUUUAACAUAAUGACCUAUAUUUUGUUGUUUAAUGUCUGGAUGGGAACUGGUAUUGUACGCAGUGCUCCGAACUACACCUAUGCAUGAUUUUGGUGCACACUUAAUGCUGGCUCUACAGAAAACACAGGCUUUAUUAUAUUCAGUUGUAACUGCAAAUUCACUAUGUUACUGUGGAAAAUAAAAACUUCCAGAAUAAACUACUCCACAAAUAAGUUAUCCUACAUAGUUCCUACAUUACUUAAUAAGUAUGUGAAA
This is a messenger RNA of Rhipicephalus microplus (southern cattle tick), 4986 nucleotides long. RefSeq names its product kinesin-like protein KIF20B. Gene Ontology annotation, cellular component: mitotic spindle; spindle microtubule; nucleus. The record is from RefSeq and is a predicted model, not a curated record. Lineage: Eukaryota; Metazoa; Arthropoda; Arachnida; Ixodida; Ixodidae. Gene Ontology annotation, biological process: microtubule-based movement; mitotic spindle assembly; spindle elongation. Gene Ontology annotation, molecular function: ATP binding; plus-end-directed microtubule motor activity; microtubule binding.